AUGGCGCUCAUCCACGAGACGGUGUACCCGACCGAUCGCCCCUUCUCCGCGGUGGCAAACAUGGACAGCUCUGGUGUUGAGCGGGGAGCUUUGCACGGCAUAUGGGAGGUGGACGGCUUGCGAGAGGCAUGGAACUGCUUCUUCAGGGUAGUGCUUGCAAUGCCGGGGGAGUUCGCAUGGCAUAGCAGAGUCGAGUACACAGCAGUGCUUUCCAGGGGACAUGCCAGCAGAAGGGCAAUCCUUGUCAAGGCCGACGAAAAGGGCAAGAAGGGCAAGAAGGGCAAGAAGGGCAAGAAGGGCAAGAAGGGCAAGAAGGGCAAGAAGGGCAAGAAGGGCAAGAAGGGCAAGAAGGGCAAGAAGGGCAAGAAGGGCAAGAAGGGCAAGAAGGGCAAGAAGGGCAAGAAGGGCAAGAAGGGCAAGAAGGGCAAGAAGGGCAAGAAGGGCAAGAAGGGCAAGAAGGGCAAGAAGGGCAAGAAGGGCAAGAAGGGCGCCAUCUCCAGGUAA
This is a messenger RNA of Cordyceps fumosorosea ARSEF 2679, 504 nucleotides long. RefSeq names its product Collagen triple helix repeat protein. The record is from RefSeq and is a predicted model, not a curated record. The transcript is spliced from 3 exons. The coding region runs from base 1 to 504 and encodes 167 amino acids. Lineage: Eukaryota; Fungi; Ascomycota; Sordariomycetes; Hypocreales; Cordycipitaceae.